Messenger RNA from Rhizophagus irregularis DAOM 181602=DAOM 197198, 1427 nucleotides. The record is from RefSeq and is a predicted model, not a curated record. Lineage: Eukaryota; Fungi; Glomeromycota; Glomeromycetes; Glomerales; Glomeraceae.
AAAAGACCCGGUUUAGCGUUAUCAAUUUCAAGAAUUCGUUGUAAUUUUGGUCGAUAUAAAUCAGAAAUUGCUAUCAAUUCUAAAGAAAUUGAGCAAACACCAAAUAACUUACCUUUAGCAGGAUAUCGUGUUGUCGACCUAACACGUAUUUUGGCUGGUCCUUAUUGUACAAUGUUGUUGGGUGAUCUUGGUGCUGAAAUAAUCAAAGUUGAGAACCCCAAACAUGGUGACGAUUCGCGCACAUGGGGUCCUCCAUGGGCAUAUAAUAAAGAUCUUAAUGAUAAAUCCAGCCCUGAAAGUGCAUAUUUUCUUGCCGUUAAUAGAAAUAAGAAAUCUAUCACAGUAAAUUUUAAAACACAGUUAGGUGCUCAAAUAAUAAAGGAUUUAAUAAAAAAAAGUGAUAUAUUAGUAGAAAAUUACAUUCCAGGUAAAUUAGAUAAAUUGGGACUAGGUUAUGAAGAAUUAAAUAAAAUUAAUCCGAAGUUGAUCUAUGCUUCGAUUACUGGGUAUGGUCAAACAGGCCCCUAUGCAAAACGUGCUGGAUACGAUGUGAUUGUUGAAGCUGAAGCUGGCCUUAUGCAUAUUACUGGUGAAGAAGGUGGCGAACCAGUUAAAGUUGGAGUAGCCAUUACGGAUUUAACAACUGGACUUUACACGCACGGUGCUAUUAUGGCGGCACUUAUAUCAAGAAUGCGAACAAAUCAAGGACAAAGAAUUGAUUGUUCGUUAAUUGAAUGUCAAGUUGCUUCGUUAGCAAAUAUUGGCAGCAAUUAUCUUAUUGCUAAUCAAGAAGCAAGUCGGAUGGGAACUUCACAUAUUUCCAUUGUUCCAUAUCAAAGAUUUAAAACAAAAGAUAGUUUUAUUAUAAUUGGAGCGGGAAAUGAUGGACAAUUCAAAAUUUUAUGCAAUGCCAUUGAAGAAAGAACUUUAUUACAAGAUGAAAGAUUUAAAACAAAUUCAAAUCGCGUCAAAAAUAGAAAAGAAUUGAUUGAUUUAUUACAAAAAAAAUUCAUUGAAAAAGAUACUGAAUAUUGGUUAUCUGUUUUUUCUGAUAAAGGUAUUCCAUUCGCUCCAAUCAAUAAUAUUAAAAAAACCUUUGAGCAUCCUCAAGUUAUUGCCCGUGGAAUGAUUCAAGAAGUUGAACAUCCAAAAUCUGGAAAGAUUAAAUUGACAGGAAUACCUGUUAAAUAUAGCAAAGAAGAUCCAAGAAUAAGAUUACCGCCUCCAACUCUUGGGCAACAUACACAUGAAGUUCUGAGUAAUAUUUUAGGUUAUUCUGAGGAUAAAAUCAAAACUUUGAUAGAAGGGCACAUUAUUAAUUAAACUCAUCAUCAAUAAUACAAUAUAAUAUAAUAAGGCAAAUUUUUAUUUAAAAAUGCAAUUCAUAUAUAUGUUUUUUCUUGAAUUAAAUAGUAAUUAAAUAAUUU